This is a messenger RNA of Hippoglossus stenolepis (Pacific halibut), 1428 nucleotides long. RefSeq lists its product as uncharacterized. The record is from RefSeq and is a predicted model, not a curated record. The transcript is spliced from 6 exons. Gene Ontology annotation, molecular function: coreceptor activity; MHC class I protein binding. Gene Ontology annotation, biological process: regulation of immune response; response to bacterium. The coding region runs from base 204 to 938 and encodes 244 amino acids. Lineage: Eukaryota; Metazoa; Chordata; Actinopteri; Pleuronectiformes; Pleuronectidae. Gene Ontology annotation, cellular component: cell surface.
ACUGUAUCAUGCUUUUCAGAACUCACAUGUGGAAUAACCAGAAAAUGUUGAACAUAUUAUAUUUCCUGCUGAUGCUCGGAGUUGGAUGAUGCAUAGACGAGCUGAGCUUUGAAACAAAGACUGUUCGUAUCGGAGAUCAUUUUAACCUGACGUGUAUCAGGAGGUUAUCGGGAACCUUGUUGUGGAUCAGGGUUGUUUCUGGAAUGUUUCCUGAAGUUUUAGUGAAAACAAAUGGCUUUGUGACUCUUGAUCCUCGUAUUACAGCAAGAAAAGAGCCGGGAACAUUUGUUCUGCAUAUCACAGAAGCAAAGCAAAGCGAUACAGCAGUUUACUAUUGUAUGAAAAUACACUUACAAAACUUGACAUUUUUAAAAGGAACAGACCUGAGAGUUCAAGGAACUGGUGAUAUGGCUUCAGUUCCUACAUCUGCUGCUCAUCCUGAACACUCUGUGUAUCUGCAGUGCUCAGUCCUCUCUGACACUGUGAACAAGAAAUGUCCCGAAGAAAAGUGUAUGAGCUGUUUCAAAGAUGGAUCACGUAGUUUUAAUUAUACUCGAGGGGACGGUGUUGAUGAAUAUGAAGAGAAUCCUGAGAAACCCUCAACAGUGAAAUGCAGCUUCUUGAACAACAUCAGCUCCUCUGAUGCUGGGACUUAUUUCUGUGCUUUGGCCACAUGUGGAGCGAGAGCUUCUGGAAACGGAUCAAAACUCAACACUGAAGCAGUUAAAACUUGGAAUUUGCAGAAGGACAAGGUCGUUAUUUUCCUGUUAUUUGCUGCUUUGGCUAUUUGCCUGGUUAUUAUAGCCAUUCUCAUUUUUUCAAUCAGGAAUAACAGCAAAAGUCUGACGCUUCAGUUGCUUUGCAAACAAAUGCAACAGCCACUGGAUAUCUGGAAGGUCAGCAGACAGACGAGGACUCAUUGGUUUAUUCUACAGUAACCGUCAAAGCCGAGGCAAGGGAUCCAAAAACAGCAGAAGAACAGAGCAUCUACUCUGAAGUCAGAUUCCUUGGGUUGGAUUAAUUAUCUAAACACUGCAUUUGCCAGUUGAUGCUCAUGUUGUGUGAAAACACACACCUAAUUUCACCCUUACGUUAAAAGAGAGUGAAUCAUGAUACAAGGUAACUGGUGUUUAUCGAAGCUGUAGGAAUCAAAUAACUGUAAACAUUCAACUAACUAACUAAUUAACUUCAUGAUAGAGUUUUCAUCAAAGUUGUGAUCUCUGUCUUUUUGUACAUGUACAGUAUUGCUUAUGAUAAUUUACAGUAUAUUUAUAUGUAUUUUUUAUUCUGUCAACUUCUUCUAUGCCUCACAUCUAUGAGUAAUGCAGUGACAGGAAGUGGUGGGUGUGUAGAUGUGUUGCUUCCUUCUUAAUAGACGAGGCAUAAAUGACCAAAGCACAACUAUUAAAAUAACAACUCAGAAAGUAA